Protopolystoma xenopodis is the source of this 501-nucleotide messenger RNA. NCBI's taxonomy places the organism in Eukaryota, Metazoa, Platyhelminthes, Monogenea, Polystomatidea, Polystomatidae. The record is from the annotation of a GenBank genome assembly.
AUGGUAAGUCGUAACCGACUCUGGAUUGCCACAAAUCACUGCGGACUCAUCUGCAACAAAACUGAGCGCAUCAAUUGCCCGGCCGAACCGAAUAGUUUGACCUCCGCGUCUUCUUCAUUCGGCCAAUUCAACGCCUUCAUCUCAGAAGAUUCCCAUCUUCUGCACGCUGUGCCCACGUCACGACAGUCUACCAACGUCCUCUCGGCUCGAGCCUCACAGACGCUUCCAGUUUCUACACCCUUUUUGCAGACAAAUCAGACUCCAGACCUCCUGAGAGGCACCACAGUCUCAGAACUUUGUGGUAGAGAUCGGGCAGUCCUGCCGAGGGGUACAACUUGCUCAGGUCCCGGGGGCGAAUGUGAAUCUAGCUGCUGGGGACCCACGGGCUCGAACAACUCCUCUCUGGCUCAAGGGCUCGUCGACCACCGGCUGGAAUCCACGAUGGCGGGUAGGGUGAGUAGCCGGGCAUUUGUACCCUCUCUCAGCCUCAUUCGGACCUGA